Molecule: messenger RNA, 366 nt
Organism: Fomitopsis serialis
Lineage: Eukaryota; Fungi; Basidiomycota; Agaricomycetes; Polyporales; Fomitopsidaceae
Exons: 2
Source: RefSeq, a predicted model, not a curated record
CGUUACCGCCCUCUAGAGCAGGAGGACCUGAAGGCCGUGACACAUCUGAUGGAUAACGAAGAGCGAAACACAAGGAAUAAACAGCUUUCCUGGAUCUGGCAAGUCGAUGUGAGCGGUGAUUUAGCAAACUCAGAGUGGCUAAAAGAGAUACACCGCGUGAACUGGUUGCGUGCGAAGGCCAGACAUGACCGCUGGCGGGAGCAAUUAACGCUCGUUGUGGAGGAGAUGAAGCAGACCAUUCGAUCGUUCGAGUUCAAGGCGGACGAAUGGUCCCUAAGGUCAGGGAGCAGCUUUGGAGCCCAGUGCUAUGCGAGAAAACAAGAGGCAGUGUGGUCUGGCUUAGCCAAUAGGGCCAGAACCGCGUUC